Phlebotomus papatasi is the source of this 1850-nucleotide messenger RNA. It is a transcript of the gene not, whose product is annotated as ubiquitin carboxyl-terminal hydrolase nonstop. The coding region runs from base 187 to 1665 and encodes 492 amino acids. Gene Ontology annotation, biological process: protein deubiquitination. The transcript has 4 exons. The record is from RefSeq and is a predicted model, not a curated record. Gene Ontology annotation, molecular function: cysteine-type deubiquitinase activity; zinc ion binding. Lineage: Eukaryota; Metazoa; Arthropoda; Insecta; Diptera; Psychodidae.
AUCGCACAACUUUACCGAAUGUCAAUACGGUGUGUCAGUUUCUUUGGCUAGCUAGAAGCAUGUGUUUGUGUAUGUAAAAUGUUGUUUCGCUGUUGAAGACCAAAGAAAAAUCCCUUAUUUAACUCACCUAUCUCACGCAGAAAUAUCAAUCACCUGAAUCAUUGUGUCGAUAAACACGUGAAAAUUAUGAAUGAAGGUGGCUGCCAGCACUUAGUGGCGUAUUUUAAGGAAUUUAAUCGUGACUCCUAUCGCUUUGUCAAUGCCUACUUUAGUGCGUGUGUGUCCAAGGAAGCUCGCCGGAGAAAGGCUCUGUCCUGCCUGUGCUACGUUUGCGGUGGAUCUGGUCCUCAGUUGUACGCGUGUCUGCAUUGCAUUUACUUUGCCUGCCGCGGUCCCCACUUCCUGGACCACAUGACAACAUCCAAGCACUACAUUGGGCUUGAACUCAGCUACAGCAUGAUCUACUGCCACCAUUGCAGGGACUUUAUCUACGACAGGGAAUGCCAGGAGAUUGCACGGCAGCACCUAAUGCGUGAGGCAAGGUGUCUGAACAAGAGUAUCUCCUGGCGACCCUGGAUGCCUUCGCGAAUCGAAGUGGAAUUGCUAAAAAGUCAUCCAAGACGACGUAUGGUGACACCACUCAGUAGCAUAGGCCUCCGGGGAUUACUGAAUCUCGGCAAGACGUGCUUCAUGAACUGCAUCGUUCAGGCCUUGAUUCACACUCCACUACUCAGGGAUUACUUCCUCUCGGAAAAGCAUGAGUGCAGCAUUGAGUCGAGCAUGAAGUGUCUGGUUUGUGAAGUAUCGCGGCUCUUCCAGGAAUUCUAUUCUGGUGCCAGGGCUCCACUUUCUCUGCAUAGGCUACUGCAUCUCAUCUGGACCCAUGCCCAUCAUUUAGCCGGUUAUGAACAACAGGAUGCCCAUGAAUUUCUCAUGGCCACCCUCAAUAUCAUCCAUCGACACUGCAAGAAUGCCGUGGAAUGUGAUAAGGGACUGGUGCAUGUGGCACCACGAAAGGGUGCUUCCGAUGGGGAUGGCACAAUGCGCUGCAACUGUAUCAUAGAUCAAAUAUUUACGGGUCGCCUCCAGAGUGAUGUUGUGUGUCAGCUGUGCAAAGGUGUUUCCACUACAAUUGACCCCUUUUGGGACAUUUCAUUGGAUUUGGGGGAGACUCAUCAAGGCUGUGGUCCACCUAAGUCCCUCCUUGAUUGCCUGGAACGCUUCACACGGGCUGAACAUUUGGGUCCAAGUGCCAAAAUCGAGUGCUCCUCGUGCAAGAGCUAUCAAGAGUCCACAAAGCAAUUCUCAAUGCGCACACUACCGAUCGUGGCGAGCUUCCAUUUGAAACGCUUCGAGCAUUCGGAUCUCAUCGAUAAGAAGAUCUCCACAUUUAUUUCAUUCCCAGCCGAACUGGAUAUGACACCCUUCAUGUCUCACAAGACUGACGGACUUACGGACUUCCGGUACUCCCUCUAUGCUGUGAUUAACCACACCGGAACAAUGGAAACUGGCCACUAUAUAGCCUACGUGCGGCAUCAAAAGGAUGUGUGGGUCAAGUGUGAUGAUCAUAUCAUUACAACUGCCACACUUAAGCAAGUUUUAGACAGUGAAGGAUAUUUACUAUUCUAUCACAAGAAGAUUCUUGAAUAUGAAGGAAAACUUUAAAGAGAGGAUGUGUGUAUGAUUUUAGUGUUUUUUUAAAAAAAAAAAUAUGAAAUUGUUUAGCUAUGGGACGUAAUGCGUUGGAAUUAGUGUCUCUGUAGAGGCACAUUAUACAUUUUUUCUAGAGUAGCGCAUAAAAACUGAAAUAAUUUUAAUUAUUUUUUACGUAAUAAAUUAAUUGCGAGCAA